GUUGAGGUCGCAAUGCUUGGAUACCGUGGCACAUUCGCGACCAAGCAUGUGGCGGGAGAACACGCUCCUGUCAGCUCCGCCGCCAUCUUGUACCAAGUGACGUUUGCCGCGUUCGGAUACUUUUGUGCUCCGUGAAUGACAAUGUUUUGUGUGUGUGCAUGUGUUGUAUAGUACAGUGUACGUUAGUGGUGCUGUGUGUGUUUCUGUGAUAAUUGAAAACAGUACAGUAUACCAGUAAUACUCAUCCAGUCCGCGUAGUUCUAAAAAAAUGUUAAUACAGUUCACUUGACUGAUAUAUCGUUAGCCGGUGAGGGAAACAAGAGACAUUGGAGUAAGGAUAAACAAGAAGACAGAGAGAGAGUAGAGAAAAAGUUAUCAGAGAAAAAAGAGAGAUGGACACCAAAAAUGACGGCCGUGGUGAUGACAUCGAACUGAGUGUUCAAGGAGCCAGCAGUAAGCCCAGCGAUGUAGCGACCAAAUCGGACUUACCUGAACGAGGGUCCUGGGCCAGCAAACUUGACUUCAUCCUCUCAGUGAUUGGCUUGGCCAUAGGUCUCGGCAAUGUCUGGCGUUUCCCUUACCUCUGCUACAAGAAUGGCGGUGGUGCCUUUCUCAUUCCCUACUUCCUCACACUUAUCCUUGCUGGUAUCCCGAUGUUCUUCAUGGAACUGGCAAUGGGACAGAUGCUCACUAUUGGUGGUUUGGGCGUCUUCAAGAUUGCACCAAUUUUCAAAGGUAUCGGAUACGCGGCCGCGGUGAUGUCUUGCUGGAUGAACGUCUACUACAUCGUCAUCCUUGCUUGGGCUAUCUUUUACUUCUUCAUGUCAAUGAGAUCUGAUGUCCCUUGGCGCACAUGCGAUAAUUACUGGAACACGGAGACAUGCGUUAAUCCUUACGACAGAACGAACCUAACUUGCUGGUCCGACAUGGACAUGACGACCUUCUGUACGCUUAAUGGCAAAAACGUCAGCAAAGCUAUCCUAUCUGAUCCCGUCAAGGAGUUCUGGGAGCGCCGCGCUCUCCAAAUCUCUAGUGGUAUCGAACACAUCGGCAACAUUCGCUGGGAGCUUGCCGGUACCCUGUUAUUGGUGUGGAUCCUUUGCUACUUUUGCAUCUGGAAGGGUGUCCGAUGGACUGGGAAGGUCGUUUACUUUACCGCCCUGUUCCCCUAUUUCUUGCUCACCGUUCUACUUAUAAGAGGUAUAACUCUUCCCGGUGCGAUAGAAGGAAUCAAAUUCUACGUAAUGCCAAACAUGUCUAAACUUCUGGAAUCCGAAGUGUGGAUUGACGCUGUGACACAAAUAUUCUUCUCGUAUGGUCUUGGAUUAGGCACUUUAGUUGCUUUGGGAAGUUACAACAAGUUUACUAACAAUGUAUACAAGGAUGCAUUAAUAGUAUGUUCAGUGAACUCAAGUACGUCGAUGUUUGCCGGUUUCGUUAUAUUCUCAGUCGUCGGUUUUAUGGCUCACGAGCAACAACGACCAGUUGCUGAAGUAGCAGCAUCAGGUCCUGGCUUAGCUUUCUUAGCGUACCCAUCAGCAGUGCUUCAGUUACCAGGAGCUCCAUUGUGGUCUUGUCUGUUCUUCUUCAUGUUGCUUCUUAUUGGAUUGGACAGUCAAUUCUGUACCAUGGAAGGUUUUAUAACGGCUGUUAUAGAUGAGUGGCCCAAGCUAUUGAGGCGAAGGAAGGAGAUAUUCAUUGCUAUUACUUGCGUUAUAUCAUAUUUGGUUGGAUUAUCGUGUAUUUCCGAGGGUGGUAUGUACGUCUUCCAAAUUCUGGAUUCUUAUGCUGUGUCCGGCUUCUGUCUCCUUUUCCUCAUAUUCUUCGAGUGCGUCUCCAUAUCCUGGGCCUUUGGCGUCAAUCGAUUCUAUGAUGGCAUUAAGGAAAUGAUCGGUUACUAUCCUACUAUCUGGUGGAAGUUCUGCUGGGUUGGUUUCACGCCCGCUAUUUGUAUUAGCGUUUUCAUCUUUAAUCUGGUGCAAUGGAAACCAAUAAAAUAUAUGACUUACGAAUACCCAUGGUGGUCACAUGCGUUCGGUUGGUUCACUGCGCUUUCCUCCAUGCUGUGCAUCCCUGGGUACAUGAUAUAUCUAUGGAGAGUAACCCCUGGUACUAAAAUGGAGAAAUUCCACACGAUCGUCCGAAUCCCCGAAGACGUACCAACGUUACGUACAAAAAUGCGAGCAGAAGAACAAGCCAAACACGCGUCUUAAAUCAGAAUCCUAUCAUCAUUUAAUGGGUGAGAGAUACAACAAUGCGAAUAUAGGAUUGCUGAAUUCUGGUACUUCUAAACGAAAACUUUAUAUAAAUAAGUACGCGCACAAUUUUAGCAUUAUUAUUUAUGUGUGCCAUAUUAUUUAAAUUAGAAUUUAAAUGUGUAGCUUUAUCAUUUACUCAAUUAAUUAAUUAAUGGAAUUUUUAUUUGGAUAUUUUAAGUUUUUUUUUGUUAGUAAUUUAAUUAUUUUUAUCAGUCUAAGUUUUGUGAUCGAAAUGGUGUUUUAGUCUCAUUAUUGUUUGUGACUUUAAGGAAAAUUUGGGUGCGUUGCGACGCGUUCAUGUAUCUUUGUGCAUUACGCUAUGUUUCUAGGUUUUAACUGCUAGCUUAGUGCAUGUUGUGUGUGUGUGUGUUAAAAGUUAACUGUAUGAUUAUUGGUGUCUUCCAUAUAUAGUCAAUAAUACAUUUAAUUAUAUUAAUAUAGUGAAUUCGAAUACAUUUAUCUAUUUUAUUAUUGUAAAUGUAAACUUAAAUUUGCUUUGAAAAUAUUCACUAUUAUCACGUAGAUAUCUAUCUGU
Messenger RNA from Pararge aegeria (speckled wood butterfly), 2793 nucleotides. RefSeq names its product sodium- and chloride-dependent GABA transporter 1 (gene Gat). The record is from RefSeq and is a predicted model, not a curated record. The transcript has 13 exons. NCBI's taxonomy places the organism in Eukaryota, Metazoa, Arthropoda, Insecta, Lepidoptera, Nymphalidae. The coding region runs from base 393 to 2213 and encodes 606 amino acids. Gene Ontology annotation, biological process: sodium ion transmembrane transport. Gene Ontology annotation, cellular component: membrane.